Messenger RNA from Halichondria panicea, 2961 nucleotides. RefSeq lists its product as uncharacterized. The transcript is spliced from 5 exons. The coding region runs from base 1 to 2682 and encodes 893 amino acids. Gene Ontology annotation, molecular function: protein binding. Lineage: Eukaryota; Metazoa; Porifera; Demospongiae; Suberitida; Halichondriidae. The record is from RefSeq and is a predicted model, not a curated record.
AUGACGCUUGGUUUUACGCAUUCGUUAUUGCCCUUGUGGUCACGGCUCAAUGUUCUUCUACUUGCCUGCCAGUAUGGGGUUACCAAAAUCGUGGAAUAUCUUUUGAAUGACGUUGUUGGCUCUGAUCCCAAUAUCAAAGAUGUCGAUGGACACACACCACUCUUUCUUGCAGAUAACAAGGAAAUCAUUCUACUCUUGUUGCAACAUGGAGCUACUGCCGAAGAUGUCUAUACCAAUUAUCGCGAAGCUCUUGGUAACGUGUUUUCAAAGGAUCCCCUGAAAAACCCAGUGAAGAUGCUUGUUAUCGGUCACGGUGGAGAAGGAAAGAGCACUCUCAUUGAAGCAAUGGAACACGAGCCAACUACAUUCACAUAUCUAGUCAACAUAUUCGUCUCUCCUAAAGAAGUCGAUGGAGUUAGCAAGAAAACAGCCGGAAUCAUCCCUCGAUUAUUCAAGAGCCGUGUCUUUGGAGAUGUGUUGGUCUAUGACUUUGCUGGUCAAGAGGUCUACUACAGCAGUCACGCUGCAAUUAUCAAGUCAGCAGUUGAUGCAUGUCGGCCCAUUUUCAUUUUGGUUAUCAGUCUCCUAAAUGAAAACAUCACUACCACCCACUCUGUCUCGUAUUGGUUGGGCAUCAUUGCCAACCAGUGUGCCAAUAUGGAGGGCAAAGCACCACUCAUUGUGGUGUCUAGCCAUGCUGAUCUUGUAAAGGACGACUCCGCAAUCCUGGAAAGGAAGGAGACCAUAUUGAAAGCUGUGCAGAAAUUUCCCAUGUUUGAGCUCGUGGAAAUCAUUCCGAUCGAUUGUCGAUUUUCUAAUUCAAGUGGUAUGAAAGUUUUGAGGCGUUCAGUUGGCUUUACAUGUGACUCUAUUAGAUCCAAGCUGUCUGUCAGUUUGAACUGCCACAUGUUUCUCAUCUAUUUGCUUGAAAAAUUUUCUGGAAAGAUUGCAGUUUCAUUGGAAGACAUACAGCAGGAACUCGCGGUGGAUCGCCUCCAGCCUUCUAAGAAGCACAAAGAUCAUAUUCCAUUCAUCCCCUCAACGAUUCCCCGCCUUGUUGAGAUCUGCUCUCAGCUGAGUGACAAAGGUCACGUUCUCUUCUUGCACGACACAGCUUCACCUGAGAAGAGCUUUGUCAUCAUUGACAGUUCAACACUACUCUCUCGAAUCAAUGGAACCAUAUUUGCUCCAGAAGAUUUCAAACAACACUGCAAGUUGUUCUCCAGCACUGGUAUCGUACCAAAAUCUAAGCUUGCUGCUUACUUCCCAGAUAUCGAUAUUCAACUGCUGAUUGGAUUCUUAUCUCAUCUCGAGCUAGCCGUUGUUAUUGACGAUAAAGAAAUCCUCUGUCUUAUCAACCAUCAUCUGGACGAGUCUAGUGUUAGUGCUGAGGAAGUGUACAUGUUCUGCCCCGCUCUGAUCACCUUAGCAGCUCCUCCUGAUGUAUGGGAAGGCUCAGCGAAGUACCAAUUUGGUUGGGUCCUGUCAGCAGUUCACAGUGAUCAGUUCCUGGAUGCUCGAAUGCUCUACGUUCUCCUCCUUCGACUAGCUCUCUCCCUCCGCCUUGCUCUUAAUACAGAUACCAGCAUUCCUGCUCUUCAACACCGUUGUGCAUUCUGGAAGACUGGUGUUUGCUGGAGCACAUCUCACGGUGUCAAAAUGGUGGUGGAAAUCUCCAACAAGAAGCACGCUAUUGUUCUAAUGCAGGCACAAGAGCUUUCCUUGGAUUUCUUCGAUCUUCGUUCAACUGUGGUCGGUAAAGUGGUUGAGGCUAGAAAGCAGUUUUGUCGUUCGACUGAGGUUAACGAGUUAUUCCUAUCGCCUGCCAGUAUGACAUAUCCUCUCAACAUCUCUGAAGCUCCCACAUUCAACAUCAAUCUAGUGGCAGAAAGUGUUGUUAAACAAUAUCGCUACGUUGUUUCAACUAGUGGGAUCUUAAGUUUGUCUGUGGCUGACUUUCUUUAUGCUGAGGUUUACGCUGAUCUCGGUGAGAAUAUUCUACAGCUUCUGUUCAAUCCAGCACACAAGGAACUGUCUGAUCGAUUCAUCUCGGCCCUUGCAACUUGUUGGAACAAGAAUCCUCUACUGGCUGAUAUCGUACGCACAGCUAUUACUGAGAAUGCCAGCGCUGCAUUUCAGGAGUGCAAUAAUCUCGAUGAUGUUCUAAAAAUCUGGAAAAGCACUGGAGAUUCCAGUGGUGGAGCACUGAGAAGAAUUCUUGAUCCACUUAGUGUGUUUUCUGGACGAAACCCUCUCGAACUGGCUGGUGUUGCUGCUAAGGAGACUAGUGAUGAUCUACUACCAGCCCCCAGACGAACACCAAACUGUCCAAGCACAGGACCAGCUGCUAAUCGAUCCACUCUCCAAGAUCUAGUGAGCAGAUACAGUCUGACUGACAAGCAGCUCAAUAGUGAAAUAGGGGACUCAGAUAUUCUCUACGUGGCUGAAUAUUUCGACGGGUCGAAAAUCUAUGCGAAUGCAAUGGGACUAACUCCUGCAGAACAGGCCGAUGUGAAUGAGUUGUACCAUAAAAAUGGAACUCAAGUAGCCAUGACUGAAUGCUUGAUUAUCUGGAAAAGACACAAUCCUUACGCAGCAACUUACAAAGCUGUACUGGAGUUGUUACUGAGACUGAGAAAAGACAAGAUAGCUGAUGAUAUCUGUCAGCACUUGACUCAAUGAGGUAUCACUGUCUAAUGACAUUGUCACGUGUGGAGAGGUGUACAGGAACAGUUGCUCAAGUAACUCUCUGUAGAAUGUUUGAUACUCACAAUUCAUUUAGUUUGCAAAUAGCUUCAUAAAAUUAAUAAUUAUAGAAUAAUUAUAGUAUUUUUAUUGUGUUUAUUGUGUCUCAUAAAAAUAGAGUUUUUAUAUUUUCUAAGCAUGCACUUGGUAUUUAUAAUCAAUACAUAAUUUUUGUAGUUCAUUUGAAUUUAACAAUUGACAUUAUAAUCAAAGUGA